Messenger RNA from Knipowitschia caucasica, 1140 nucleotides. The record is from the annotation of a GenBank genome assembly. NCBI's taxonomy places the organism in Eukaryota, Metazoa, Chordata, Actinopteri, Gobiiformes, Gobiidae.
AUGUCUGCGGUGAUGAUCGCAAAGAAGGUGCGCAAAUGGGAGAAGCUUCCAGGCAAAAACACCUUCUGCUGCGAUGGGAGGGUCAUGAUGGCCCGACAGAAAGGAGUCUUCUACCUCACACUCUUCCUCAUCGUGGGCACCUGCUCCCUCUUCUUCGCAUUUGAGUGUCCAUACCUGGCUGUCCACCUGUCUCCAGCCAUCCCAGUGUUCGCCGCCGUCCUCUUCCUCUUCGUCAUGGCCAUGCUGCUCAGAACCAGCUUCAGCGACCCGGGGGUGCUGCCGCGAGCUCUGCCAGACGAAGCCACGUUUAUUGAGAUGGAGAUUGAGGCAGCCAAUGGAAACGUGCCAGCGGGUCAGCGCGCCCCCCCUCGAAUCCGCAACGUCCAAAUCAACAACCAGAUCGUCAAACUGAAGUACUGCUACACCUGCAAGAUCUUCAGACCCCCGCGGGCCUCGCACUGCAGCAUCUGUGACAACUGCGUCGACCGCUUCGACCAUCACUGUCCGUGGGUCGGUAACUGUGUGGGAAAGAGGAACUACAGAUACUUCUACAUGUUCACACUGUCGCUGUCACUGCUCACCGUCUACAUCUUCACCUUCAACAUCGUCCACGUGGCCAUGCGCUCCGUGGUCAGCGGCUUCCUGAACACCUUGAAGGACACACCUGGAACGGUGAUCGAGUUGUUGGUUUGCUUCUUCACCCUGUGGUCAGUGGUGGGACUGACCGGCUUCCACACGUACCUGAUCUCUCUGAACCAGACCACCAACGAGGACAUCAAAGGCUCCUGGUCUGGGAAGAACCGCCUCCAGAAUCCAUACAGCCACAAGAACAUCAUCAAAAACUGUUGCGAGGUGCUCUGUGGGCCCACAUUUCCAAGUGUGUUGGACCGAAGAGGUGUGAUGCAGGACGAGGCGCCCGCUCCUACCUCCACCAACGACGCUGCACCACAGACCACAAAAACCACAGCUCCUCUCAUCCCAAAUGAACACGCGCCUGACGAAGCCAAGGCCGGUGCUGGCUCAGCAGAAGAGAAGAACCACUCUCCCAAAGAGGAGCUCCCGCCCACUGCCAAGCUGCCUCCGCUGGCCUCCCCAGAGACUGACGCUGAGCCUUCCAUUGCCAAGGACAAACCCCAUUAA